AUGGCCACCCAAGAGGAGGAUCUAGACGACGACGAGGAUCCAGAGGCUGCCAAAUUCAAGAAAUACUACGAUCCAAAUCAAGAUGCGGAUACACGAAGGCAGAUUAAGCGGAAGUCGCGUGCCCUCCAGCGCGAAUUCAAUGAAAAUCGCGACGAUUACCUCAGAAGCCAUGGCACAGAACUCCAGGAUACCCUCAAUCGCGCGAAUCAGAACUUCAAGAAUAUCAAGCAGACCGGCGAUGCUAUGCUCGAUUCAAGACUGCUGGUCGAUGUCUCAGGACUGGCCGUGAAGAAGGCUCAGAGCAUGGUGCUUGGCGAUAAUAGCACCGGCUUAGACGUAGACGAAUUCAUCACGAAAUGCGUCCACUUCAUGCGCAAUGGAGGCAUGGACAACGGCGACGCGCCGCGAACACAGACACAACGACAGAGACAGGAAGAGGACGAUGAGGAUAAUGACGAACCUUUAGACUGGGAAGUCAUCGGCCGCCAUGCCUGCUUUCCCUACAACUCCCGUCCGCCAUGCCCGACAUUCCUGCUAGGGCCGCUAUCGGUCCAGAAGAGGGUGCGUGUGUUGACGCAACGACGAGCGCGUCAGACUCAGGACAGAAAUGCCCAGGAGUCGAGACCGGAAACGCUGGCCAAGGAAGAUCUUUCAGCACCUGAUCAAAAUGCUCUGACUCAGCAAUGCGAAAAUAUCAGACACCUCCUUCGCCGUCAUUGCAAGAGAGCGAGCACGGCAGCCGAGCGCAUUGAGUCCGAGGAAGGUCAGAUGGACGCCAAGCGAGCCAAAGAAUUCUGCAAGAAAUACAGAGUCACAUCAACCGGUUCGCCUUCGCUCUUUGACUUUGUCGUCAAUCCACACAGCUUUGGCCAGACUGUGGAAAACCUCUUCUACGUCUCGUUCCUGAUCAAGGAGGGCAAUGCCGGAAUCGCGCCAGAUGAUGAUGGGUUGGCGACACUUGUCCUCACGACGCCUCGAGAUCUGGAGCAACAAAGAGCGGAGAGAACUGUGAAGAAUCAAUCCGUCUUCUCGAUCGACUAUUCGACCUGGCAAAAUUUGAUCAAAGCGUUUGACAUCACGCAGCCUUUGAUACCUCAUCGGGACGAUGAACAGCCUACUCAGGUUGGGAGCAGAGGCUGGUAUGCCUAG
This is a messenger RNA of Pseudocercospora fijiensis CIRAD86, 1149 nucleotides long. RefSeq lists its product as uncharacterized. Lineage: Eukaryota; Fungi; Ascomycota; Dothideomycetes; Mycosphaerellales; Mycosphaerellaceae. Bases 1 to 1149 code for a protein of 382 amino acids. Gene Ontology annotation, cellular component: Smc5-Smc6 complex; nucleus. The record is from RefSeq and is a predicted model, not a curated record. The transcript is spliced from 3 exons. Gene Ontology annotation, biological process: DNA repair.